Messenger RNA from Cladophialophora psammophila CBS 110553, 1848 nucleotides. Its product is annotated as serine/threonine protein kinase. The record is from RefSeq and is a predicted model, not a curated record. The coding region runs from base 1 to 1848 and encodes 615 amino acids. The transcript has a single exon. Gene Ontology annotation, molecular function: ATP binding; protein kinase activity. NCBI's taxonomy places the organism in Eukaryota, Fungi, Ascomycota, Eurotiomycetes, Chaetothyriales, Herpotrichiellaceae. Gene Ontology annotation, biological process: protein phosphorylation.
AUGUCAGUAGUCGGGGAAGCUCUUGCAGCGCCUGCUGCUGUUGCUGGAAUUGUUGGGUUCGGUUUUCAGUGCCUCGCUGGUUGUAUUGAGGGAUUCCAGCUCUUCUCGACGGCCUUCCAAGUUGGCAAACAGACGGCGCACUAUCGCUGUGCUAUCCUGCUCGAGGAACAACGGCUCUUGCUGUGGUCAAAGCGAUCUGGUCUUACCGAAGACAAGCUAGAUCGGCGUUUAAAUGAAGCGGUCAUCAACCAAGUUCUGUCAUCUCUGCGGGAGCUUCUCACAUCUACGGACAAGUUGAGCAAAAGGUAUAGCUUGAAUAUCCGUGUCGGCGAUCCACCGUCGAAUCCCGCGCCGCAUUACGACAGCCUCUCCGGAGAGGAUCUGUCGUUCCUCGAAAGCGAUACACUUGCUAAAGAGAGAGCGAGAUUACUAGAAACAGCGAAGAAAAUCCAGAAGGAUGUGCCAUUCAAACGAUUCUGGUUCGCGGCGAUCGACAAGACUAAGUUCAAGGAGCUUUUGCACGAUAUUAGACAGCUCAUACAGAGCCUAUUUGACCUCCUCGACGCCCACGUGCAAGACGACAUCUUGCAGCAACUGCGCAUGCAACAAGCGGACAUGGUCCAGCUGGCUUCGCAGCUGAGCAGCCUUCAGACUUUGAUUGAAGCAUACAAUUUGAGCGACGUUGGAAACAUACCGGAAAGGACCAUAGCGCUUUUGAGAGCCAUUGGACUGAUCCCCAUGCCUGCUUCUGCAGACAAUGCCCACGUCAACGAGUUACAAACUCUGAUGGACGAAGCCUCUCAGUCAAGGCAUGCAUCCCUCUUACCGCUGUUCAGCAGUCGUAUGGAAGACAUGAAGCAUAUGGGGCCAAGUGGCCUCCACGGAAGCGUCCUGUAUGAUGGGAGGACUCACUACGUCGAGUGGAAGCGGUACGACUGGUCGGACUCUGAGGAGUCGAGACGCAGGAUCCAGGAUAGCAUUGUCAACCUGGCGAUGCUGCUGAAUGCUCCGAAGCAUCCCGCAUUCCGGACAUUGGACUGUGUGGGCAUCAUCGACGAGCCGCGUAGUGAGAGAUACAUGUUUAUAUACGAGUGGCCAGUUGGCGGCGAACAACCGACCGCGCCCAGAUCUCUGCACGAGCUCCUGUCUUCGAGCUUUAAACCAUCCCUGACAGAUCGCAUUCGACUUUCUCGCCAGCUAGUCCAUGCCCUCUUCUAUCUGCACUUGUCAAAUUGGAUGCACAAGUCGUUCUCUAGUCACAACAUCCUCUUCUUCCCAAAGUCCUCCGAGGCACCAAGAACACUGGACGAUCCAUACAUCGUCGGAUUCUCUUACUCUCGUGAAGACGCCACCGGAGAGCCAUCCCAGAGACUGGACCGAGACCCAAAUAGCGACAUCUACCGCCACCCAGACUGCCUGGAAGAGGAUUACGCCGGCUUCCACAAAUCUUAUGACGUGUAUAGUCUCGGGUUGGUCCUGUUUGAAAUCGCAAAAUGGAGACCCUUGAAGGAAACGUUCUUGCGAAGUGCGCGGGCAAAGGCACUGCAAGCUCGAGAGAAGGCCGAGAAAGAAUUGACCAAGCAAGAACUUCGUGAGCUGGAUGAAGCAUUGCUCAGAGAGUGUAAGGCCCAAGAUAUUAAGGACAUGCGAAAGGACUUGCUUGAUACUGCUCCCAAAGACAACCAUCCAGUCGACCUCGCCUUCCGCGCUGGCGACAAGUUCAGGCAGGUAGUUCUAACAUGUCUAGGUGCCGAAUUUGACCUGGUCCGAAAGAUCAAAAGCGACCGUGAGUUUCAAGAAACAUUCUUUCAGAGUGUUUGGAGGCCGCUGGAGAAGUGCGAGGUGUGA